AUGCCGGAUGUUCGGCAGGCGUACAUUCGUCCUCCUCCAGAGCCAAAGAUUCCUGGACUUACUAACCCUUGCAGCGAGGAACAUUUGUUGUCCUUGCGUUGUGUAGAAGAAAAUUAUCUUAACCAAAGGGAGUGCGACCUUUAUUUUCAAAAUUAUCGGAACUGCAAAAAGUUUUGGAAUGCCGUUAUGCUUCAACGAAGAGCAGAAGGAAUUGCGCCCAUCGUUCCACCUCCAAACGAACGGGAUAAGAUCAUAGCCGAAUACAGGGCGAAGCAGUUAACGACCAGUACAGCGUAA
Messenger RNA from Soboliphyme baturini, 297 nucleotides. Lineage: Eukaryota; Metazoa; Nematoda; Enoplea; Dioctophymatida; Soboliphymatidae. The record is from the annotation of a GenBank genome assembly.